AUGUGUUGUCCAAACAUUGUGGACAUGCUCCCCGUUUUGAAGUAUGCGCGAAACAAAACGGACGCACUGACUCGCAAACAAGUUAUCCGGUACAAGGUGCCAGUGACGAACAAAUGGCUACCAGUGAACAAGGAGAAAAAUCAAGACUUCUGUCUGCACAAUGAGGAGGUUUUCUCAAAAGUUCUGGACGACUUGAAGCUGCCCGAAAGUGGGCUGGAUGCGGUAUUCGCUGAUGAAAUUCGACUGUGGAAGAAGCCUGAUUCCACUACGCAUACGCGUUUGGAGGAGAUCGAGUUGUUCAUCGAGGAAGUCCGGAGUCAAUUGGAAGAGGAACGCAAAACAUACUCUGAGUCAGUUCUAAACAUUGUGCAUCACUUUGUGUGA
Echinostoma caproni is the source of this 384-nucleotide messenger RNA. The record is from the annotation of a GenBank genome assembly. NCBI's taxonomy places the organism in Eukaryota, Metazoa, Platyhelminthes, Trematoda, Plagiorchiida, Echinostomatidae.